Molecule: messenger RNA, 1185 nt
Organism: Micropterus dolomieu (smallmouth bass)
Lineage: Eukaryota; Metazoa; Chordata; Actinopteri; Centrarchiformes; Centrarchidae
Product: lactase-like protein
Exons: 7
Biological process (GO): carbohydrate metabolic process
Molecular function (GO): beta-glucosidase activity
Source: RefSeq, a predicted model, not a curated record
GCCCAUGCUAAAGUUUGGCACACCUAUGACAUGCAGUGGCGAAGCAAACAAAAAGGCCUGGUUGGGAUCUCGCUAACGGCUGACUGGGGGGAACCAGUGGACAUCACCAACCAGAGGGACAUUGAGGCAGCAGAGAGAUACAUCCAGUUCUACAUGGGAUGGUUUGCCACUCCUAUCUUCAACGGAGACUACCCCCAGGUUAUGAAAGAUUAUAUCGGCAGGAAGAGCGGCCAGCAGGGCCUGGGAGCUUCACGGCUGCCGGUCUUCUCGCCUCAGGAGAAGAGCUACAUCAAGGGAACAUGUGACUUCCUGGGCCUCGGCCAUUUCACUACUCGCUACGUAACCCUGAAGAAUUACCCAUCAGGCCUGGGAGACAGCUACUUUGCAGAUCGCGACCUCGCUGAGCUGGUUGACCCACAAUGGCCGGAUCCCGGCUCUGAAUGGCUCUACUCUGUUCCCUGGGGCUUCCGACGCUUGUUGAACUUUGUCAAGACUCAGUACGGAAACCCCAUGAUUUACGUGACAGAAAACGGUGUGUCAGAGAAAAUGGUCUGCACCGACCUCUGUGACGACUGGAGGAUGCAGUACUUCAAAGACUACAUCAAUGAAAUGCUCAAAGCGAUUAAGGACGGGGUGAAUGUAAAGGGCUACACGGCCUGGUCUCUCCUCGACAACUUUGAGUGGGAUGAAGGAUACUCUGAGAGGUUCGGACUCUACUAUGUGGACUUCAGGAGCAAAAACAAACCACGCUACCCGAAGGCCUCUGUCCAGUUCUAUAAACGUAUCAUCAGCUCUAAUGGCUUUCCCAAUCAGAGAGAGGUGGAAAGCUGGAAGAGGAAAGCCGUGGAGACUUGCUCCUCCAGUAACCAGCUCCUGGCUGCAGAUCCGUUGAUAGGCCACAUGGAGAUGGUAACAGAGAUUGUGGUUCCCACAGUGUGUACGCUCUGCAUCCUCCUCAGCGCAAUCUUCCUCAUGUUCCUGCUGCGUGGACGCCUCUGAGAGCACAAACACACACAGAGUCAUAUCCUCUGUGUUCAUCAAACCAGACGACCUGUGGCCUUGAAGCUAAAGAAAUGAAUCUGAGAGUGACUUUUUCAAAGCUGUAAAACUUUAUCCUGUCCAGAGCAUUUUGUUGAUUUACCUGUCCUGCAGUUCUGUUUUGAAUAAACACUUUUCAGGUUGUUA